This is a messenger RNA of Chara braunii, 1106 nucleotides long. Lineage: Eukaryota; Viridiplantae; Streptophyta; Charophyceae; Charales; Characeae. The record is from the annotation of a GenBank genome assembly.
GGCUAUAGGGAGACCAUCAUGCGACACAAGCAGGGUAUUUUACAGGGUAGAGUGGUAAGAGAGUGGCGACGUCUGAAGUAGGCAGAGCUGAUCGUGAUGAAGUCCAUGGAGCUGUCGAUGACGUCCACGAUGAGAAGUCCGGAAUGCCGUCGAGGAAGAGCCGCAACGUCGACGAGCCGAAGUAGCAAAACUGGAGUGGAUGAAGUACUGAGAAGUCAAGGACGUGGGAAGCGACGCGGAUCUGAUGGUAACCACUACAAAGAUCAAUCAAAGCGGUUGCCUGCCAAGGCGGUCGAACAACUCAUCAGAACGAGGCAUGGGGUAGCUGUUCUUAACCGUGUAGCGGUUGAGACCGCGAUAUUCGAUGCAGAGAUGGAGAGUUUCAUCCUCUUUGCGAGUAAAGAGGACGAGUGCACCCCACGGGGAGUUGCUGGGUUUAAUGUCACCCAGUCUCAGGAGCUCCUCAAGCUGACGCUUCAGUUCGGUGGCCUCGGGAAUCGAGAGUCUGUAGGGUGCCUAGUGGUGAACACGAUAGUCAGGCACAAGCUGAAUGGAGUGCUCGACAUCACGCAUCGGUGGGAUGCCGGCGUACGAGAACGACGAUGGGAAAACGUCGUGGUACUCUCGGAUGAGGUCACGAACUGCGGGCUCCAGGUCAGCCGUAUAUCGUGCGAGUUCCUCAGCGUCAGCGUCAGCGCGCGACGGCGGGGUGGACUCGACGGACGGCGGAGGGACGGAAGUAGAGAUGGGAGCCAUGGAGAUAGAGGGAGGAUCUGGCUCCAGAGGGAUGAGCUCGGCGUCGGGACAGGGUGGAUCAUAGUUUCAGAGAUCCGUCACGUCCACCAUAAAGAAGGUGACGUCGUCCUGUCGAAUGAAGUGAGCGAACUGCCGAGGCGAGGUGACAGUGAUAGAGGGGGGUGGUGUGGGCACUGAAGGCUCCGGGGGAGGAGGAUCGGGGCAUGGUAUCGCCGUGGUACCUAUGAAAGGUACGCGAUACGUCUGUCCACACUUCGUUUUGAGAACGAGAGUGUUGGUCGCCCAAUCGGCCUCGGUGCUGCGGAACCGACGAGACCACGGAGUGCCGAGAAUGAAGUCGUACCCCGUCU